Messenger RNA from Melanotaenia boesemani (Boeseman's rainbowfish), 4000 nucleotides. RefSeq names its product alpha-kinase 1 (gene alpk1). The transcript is spliced from 14 exons. The record is from RefSeq and is a predicted model, not a curated record. Gene Ontology annotation, molecular function: protein serine/threonine kinase activity; ATP binding. Bases 96 to 3410 code for a protein of 1104 amino acids. Gene Ontology annotation, biological process: protein phosphorylation. Lineage: Eukaryota; Metazoa; Chordata; Actinopteri; Atheriniformes; Melanotaeniidae.
GAAACGGAGACGGAAUCGGAGGACCGGUGGUGAGAGGGCAAAAAAGGAGGAAAUCCUCUCUUCUCUGGAAACAACUGUUGCAUGUUUUUGCCAGAAUGGAGGCGGGAGAUUUACUGGUGGAUUGCCUCAGGGCUGCAGCAGCUCUACCGUCUACUCAGCCGUCUGAAGGAGUGCGGUUAAACUACUGUAGAUGCAGAGAUUCUCUAUGUGCAGAACUGGCUUCUCUGCUGCAGGAGGCCAUGGACAUGAAGUGGCCCUUUGCACCGGAGAAGUGGCAGUACAAGCAGUCAGUGGACGCCAAUGACAAGACCAACCUCAAUGACCUCAUUAGGGAGCAUCUACCCCAGCUUCUGGCUCUUCUAAAGGCAGCCAUCAUGGCUCAGGAGGCACAGUCGGCAUUGGCGGUGGUUUUCUUAGUGGACCGUUUUUUCUACUGGACCGAUGAGUCCAUCCGGCUGCUAAAGAUUGCCAGACUGCUCCACCAACACCACCACAAUACCCCCAUAGCCCCACAACUGGUCAUACGGCAGGCCAGGGUCUAUCUCAACUCUGGCAAACUGCAGAAAGCUGAAUACAUCCUGAGCAGUUUGAUUAACAACAGUGGAACAACAGGCUGUUGGAUCUACCAGUCUGAAAGUGACAGAGCUCUUGUGCAGGCUGUCAGUGUUCAAGUGCGUGGAAUGAUCUUGCAAAAGCUCGGCUUGUGGCUUGAGGCCGCAGAGCUAAUCUGGGCCUCUCUGGUUGGGUACUACUCACUUCCUCAACCUGAUAAAAAGGGUAUUGGAACCUCUUUGGGAAUACUGGCCAACAUACUGGUGUCUAUGAAUGAUGAGGACUUCCAUGCUUUUAGGACUAAUUCAGAUAUUGAUUUUCCAUCUUUACUCGGGGAUGGGAGUCAUCGCCUUCUUUCAGCCGCUCAGGCAGCUAAGAUGGCCGUGAUAUACAGUCAGUACACUUCACUUUACGUGUUGACCAAUGUGACAACUCAAGGGACCUGCUUGCUAUCAUACAGUUUCUCACUGGAAUGUCCUUCCUCUCAGAGAGAGUCCUACCUCAGGCAGGCAAGAGAAGCAUUUGCAAUUGGCCUUCUCACCAAAACAGAGGGCGAUCUGGUCACCAGCCAGCAGGAACUUCAUACCUUCCUCAAAGCUGCUUACUCCAUCACCGUCGUUCAGAAAUGGCUCAACACACCUCGAGAGGUUGUAGCGAAGGCUGCUCAAAUUUGUCAAAAAGGUCUAGAAAAAUUCUACAAUUACUGUCACGUCGGUACUCAGAAAAAAGAUGGCCUCUCUGCUGAAGUCAUGCAUCUCAUCGCUCAAGUUAAGCUUCUGUUGGGUGUGGACCCUAUGCCUAAUUCAGAUAAGGGGUCUUUUAUUCCUGACAGCUAUAGAAGUGUCAAAGAUUCUUCUGUUCAUUUCACCCUGGAGGGUUUUUCGAAGAUAAUGCAGAGAUUUCAAAAGUAUCAUGCAACGCUGUGCAAAACCACAACCAGAAGUUGUAAGGGGACUAAAGAUGAGACAGAUGGGGCAGAAGUGUGUUUAACAGCAGUGGGGACAACCAUAGGGACACUCAGCACAGAAGGAGCUAAGCCAAACCCAACCCAAAAGUCUGAGCUUUGUAAAAGCAAAGACAACCUUGGCUCUUCAUGGCAGAAGAUCUCCCUGAGUAGUUCAGGCUCACCUCGGCCUAGCAGCAGUGGCUAUACAGGAAGCAUUCCCACUGGACAUGCAGCAGAUGCGAAUGAUCAGAGCUGUGUCAUCACUGAGGGUUACGAUGACAUGUCAGAUGGUUUGUUUCAGUCUCCUGUUAAAAACAAGAAGCAAAACCCACAGGGUUGUAACCCUGGUUUCAGUUCCUAUGCUGCUUCAGCGUCUGCAAUACCUAUUACUUCCUCCAAAUCACAAAAUGAUUCAGAAGCCGGAAAAGAGACAGUGGACACUGAUCUGGACUGGAUGGAUGAUGUUGUAAUGGCACAGAAUCAAUCAGAUGUUAAAGACGCAGUACAGUCCCUGUCACAGCUGACUCUCAAGACAUUGUCCAGUUCGCUUGGUGACAGUUUCGGUUCCCAGUCAUCGUGGGAGAAAAUCUCAGAUGAGCAUAACUCCCCCAUGAAUACAAAACCACAGCCUAGUAAUCUACCAAAAGCAGGAACAAUUCAAGGUCACAAGUCUCCAGAUUCUGAUGAGAGCUUUUUUGUCAUGGAAACACUUGAUCUUGAAACCGAUGAUUUAGCUCAUGUCACAUACAAAAACCACAAAUCUGCUCAGGUAGUCAAAGCAUCACCCAAGCCACAACCCCUGCAGAGCCGUGAUGUCUACCUAGAUACGAAGCUAGAAACUGAUUCAGUACCUGCAAAACCUGCAACCUCCAAAGCUUCAGUGGCCCCAUGCAAGCAAUCACAGGCUGUCCCAAAUCAGUACGAAGCCACAGAAACCUCCACAGAGAGUUCAUUUGAGUUGCUGGAGGUGGAGGAGAAUCAGAAUGGACACCAACCAAAUUCAGUGACCUCUACAGAAAACAAAAAAGUCCCUGAGAUGAACCCUUUGUGUUACAGCUGCUUAAACCCCAGCAAGGUAGCUGUCCAACAGUUUUUGUUAUCCCAGCAAGACUACCAAGCACUACUAGCUGGAGUUUGCCAUGACUGUCUGCUGAGGAGGUUAUACAGUGACAAGAGAAAAUUCCAACUCAGUGAGCACCAGACUGCUUACAGCGCCCUUCAUUUAAAAUUCUCCAAAGCCACUGGACUGUGGACAGCCAGAGAAACCUGCGUCUACAUUGGAGAGUUGAUGGGGUUGAAAGGCAAGCAGAGGGCAGCGAUAUGGGUUCAGUUUUUACACCAGGAGGAGAGAUUAAGCAGUUAUGUGGGGAAAGAUUACUUGGAACCAAGGGGAAUCCAGUUUCACCUGAAAGACGUGGAAAGACAGAUGACAGCCCAGUACUACGUCACCCAAUUUAACAAGAGUCUCUACGAUAAAGAUGACAUGGCUCAAAUCUUCUUCAUUCCCUCAGAAGCACUGCUGAUUCUGAAUGGAGAUGAGAUUGUUGGCUGUGUAACAGUGGAGCCAUACAUGCUCGGAGAUUUUGUCAAACUGACAAACAACGCUGGGGUGAAGGACAUGAGAUUCAAGGCUACUGACUAUGGUCUCGCCUUUGGACACUUCACCUACCAGUUCUCUGAUGGCGAGGAAGUUGUUGUAGACCUGCAGGGAUGGGUGACAGCCAACGGCAAAGGUCUGACCUACCUCACCGACCCACAGAUUCACUCUACCAGGACCCCCAAAGGUCCCGCUAACUUUGCUGACAGGGGGCUCAGGUACUUCCUGGAAGAGCAACACGGACCAGAGUGCAAUGAGAUUUGCCGCCUGCUCAAACUCCGUCCAUUCCCCACACGGCCAUGUGUUCUUCCUUAAAAAAGUACUGUAAUAAUAAAUGAGUGGUAAUUAUGGUUAUUUAAUUUUUUAUAGUGUGCUAAAAAUUUACUGGAACAAUUUUAUUUUUAGGAAUAUUGAAAAUAUGAUUUUAGUGAGCUUGAUCCACGUUUUGGCUUGAGUUUACAUAAUUUGGAUUAAAUGACAAUUUACUGGUUGUUAUUUAAAAAGCGUUCAAAUCCAAAAUAAAAAUCAGUAAAGCUACCAAAUCUUACAAGUAGCUUAUGUUAUAAAUUACAUAUUACAGCCACUGUUGCUGUAGUUAUAUAACAAAAGUCUUGUCUGUAUCAUGCAAUCAAUGACUCAUCACUCUGUCAAUGGACUGCAGUCUAACUGGAGCCAGAGUAGAAGAAUUACUUCAUAUGGAACAAAUAGUCUGGAGUGGAAAGUUGUGCCUUUAUGAAAACAUUUUACCAUGUGUGCUCUGUAGUUUGUAGAAAACUGGGCCCCCUAUUUAUAAGCUGUAAGUAACCCCCCUGGGGUGAACCAUUGCACACUCCUUCCACUGUAAUAAUGUACACUUCAAAUGUUGUAUUUCUUUAUGUGUGUGUGAAUAAACUAAAUUAAACUAG